AUGGCUCACUCCUCUCACUCCCCUGGCUGGAGGGAGAUGACAAAUGGAGGGGGGCACCUCCACCUCAACAAUGGAGGCCAGCGCUACAUGCUGAAGAAGCAGCAACACCACAGACGCAAGUCCUCAUCACCAAUGGGCAGGGUGAUUCUCAUCAACGCACCUGUUGAUGGUGGGGAUGACUGUGAAGACAUUCAUACAGUGACAGUAGACAAGAGUCCAGAUGGUCGUCUGGGCUUCAGUGUCCGUGGGGGCUCUGAACAUGGACUCGGUGUAUUCGUCAGCAAGGUGGAGGAUGACAGCUCUGCAGCGCAGGCUGGGUUGACUGUGGGCGAUAAGCUGGUGGAGGUGAAUGGGGUCAGCCUGGAGAGCAUCACCAUGAGCAGUGCUGUGAAGGUCCUGACAGGCAACAACAGGCUGAGGAUGGUAGUGAGACGUGUGGGCAAAAUCCCUGGCAUCCGCUACUCCAAGGAGAAGACCACAUGGGUGGAUCUGAUUCACCGGCGGAUGGUGGUGGAGGAGAGUGGUCACAUGCCGUCAGAGGCCAGUUCAGACAGCGCUCUCCGCAGGAUCGUCCAUCUCUUCACCACAUCAGAUGACUACUGUCUGGGCUUUAACAUCAGGGGAGGCAAAGAGUUUGGACUGGGAAUUUACAUCUCCAAGUUGGACCCAGGUGGGCUUGCAGAGCAGCACGGUAUCAAAAUGGGGGAUCAAAUCCUUGCAGCCAACGGGGUCAGCUUUGAUGAUAUCACGCACAGCAAUGCAGUUGAGGUCCUAAAGAGCCACACACAUGUCAUGUUGACCAUAAGGGAAGCUGGAAGAUACCCUGCUUACAAGGAGAUGGUGGCAGAAUAUGGUUGGCUCGACAAACUGGCCAAUGGGGGCCCAGCACCAUCCUCUCUGGGUUCAGAGUCUAAUUCCUCUGCCUCCUCGUUGUCCUCCAGCACCCCUCUCAGCUCCCUCAGUGGUCUCUCCCAGGUCCUUUUCCCUCCUGUCUUUGGCUCUGAGAUGGUAGAUGUUGCCAUUUCCACAGAGGAGCGUCCCCUAUGUCCAAGCAGUACAGAGAGAACUGCUGAAACUGCCAUACAGACUGACCCCUACCCUCCAAACUACCUGGAACACCCCUCACCUAAUGUCUCAUACUCUCUGGUCAACUCAGAAACCAGUCGGACUGUAGGUGCCACAUUGCUGCUAAAGGACACAGUCAUACGUGGGAAAGGGGAGGGGCCGAGGGACAUGGUCGGAACUGGGGACAGUGGAGCAGGGGACAGUGGACGGGGACGGAUGAGGACACUGUCAUCAGGGGACCAGAAAGAAGUGGAACACUCACCUAAGACGGCAGCACUGAUGGCCCUGAGCAGACCACGGAAGCCAAUCAGACGAUCCCAGAGUCACAUCACUGUGUCAGAAGACAGACAGAAGAAGAAGAAACAGAAAGAGAAGAACACAAAAGAGGGUAAAACUGGCCUGCAGCGCUCCAAAACCCUUGUUAACCUGCUGUUUAAAAAAGACCGUAAAGACAAGAACCGCUCCAAGUCACCAUCCCAUCAUGCUGACAGAGAUAAGGAAAGGGGAUCUCGCUUCCAGCUCUUAACCUCCCCCAGAGAAUCCCAUGCAGGGGUUAAAGACAGCAGCCCGCAGCACCGACCCGAUACCCUGCAGUACGUGGAGGACAUGGCUAAGAAGCUGCUCAGCAAGGAUGAGGUGGCUGCUGUGAUGAGACACUGUCGGCGGUUUUUGUCUGACAAUGUGAUUGAGGAUUUAGUGCGCCCACUUUUGGCAAUCUUGGACCGUCCAGAAAAACUGUUACUUCUCAGAGAAAUAAGAAUGCUGAUGCCUACGACGGAGUUGGGUCGUUUUGACAGCAUGGUCAUGCCUUUUGAGCUGGAGGCGUAUGAUAUUCUCAAAAGUCGCACAGUGCGUUCUCCAGCUCUGCGCUCCCCUCGCAGUGGAACUCCUCGACGCCACCUCAUAACUCCAAUCCCAGACUACAGGGGUGGAUUCUUCCUCCAGCCGGUCCAGGACACAAUGAGGGAGCAUCAGAUGAUUGAAGAGUUGGAGAGACUGCGUUUGUCUGGCCAACAGUCAGGCCAUCUGCCUCCAUCCCGUGCCUUCACCCCCCUGCUGGAUGUACCUGUGGACGGCUACGCCUCCUCCACUGUGCGCUCACAAUCCUUGAGCCCCUCACCCAGCCACAGCUUCCUCCUCACAGAAUCCCUACAGAGCACCCAACAUGGGAGCCAACCCAGUCGCUCCCCAAACAGGAGAGAGAACGGGGCGUCGCGGUAUGAUGAGAUCUCCUUGUUAUCAGUUUCUGACCGAGGAGAUGUGGCUCCUGAACGAGGAAGAUCACCUGUGAGGAAUGGGCGUGGGAGAUCAAGGAGGGACACAAGUCCUGAGAGCACUGAUGGCAGAUGGAUCAGGCAAGAGGGCUACACUGAGGUCAGUGUACGGGUUCCUUCACAACAGCGAGCGAGAACUCCUCUAGCUGAUGUAUUUGUGUCUGUGGGUGAGAAAAGUCCCUAUACAAGUAGAGGGAGCAGUCAGCUGGUAAAUGGACAUUCACAAAAUGGUCAUGGUGUGAAAAGAACAGCAACUCUACCACCAGAGGGGUAUGAAAUCACCACUUUGUGCAUCUCCAAAGCCAAGCAGUCUCUUGGUAUUAGUAUUUCUGGAGGUAUGGAGUCUAGAGUCCAGCCCAUGAUAAAGAUUGAGAAGAUCUUCCCUGGAGGAGCUGCAUCAACAAAUGAGGCUCUGAAGGCAGGCUAUGAGCUGCUGUCAGUGGAUGGUGAGAGUCUGCAGGGAGCGACUCAUCAGCACGCUGUGGAUGUAAUUCGUCGUGCAUUCAGCAACAAGGCAAAAGACCCAAUGGUUUUUGUGGUCAAGGUCCCUAAGGUCUUAACCACCCCCACCAACCCCAGGAGACCUGCUGAGUAA
Messenger RNA from Scomber japonicus (chub mackerel), 2934 nucleotides. It is a transcript of the gene pdzd7a, whose product is annotated as PDZ domain containing 7a. Gene Ontology annotation, cellular component: cilium; stereocilium tip; plasma membrane. Gene Ontology annotation, biological process: auditory receptor cell stereocilium organization; sensory perception of sound. The transcript is spliced from 15 exons. The record is from RefSeq and is a predicted model, not a curated record. NCBI's taxonomy places the organism in Eukaryota, Metazoa, Chordata, Actinopteri, Scombriformes, Scombridae. Bases 1 to 2934 code for a protein of 977 amino acids. Gene Ontology annotation, molecular function: protein binding.